AUGAACCCGGGGAAUGUUCAGAAGCCUCCGCCUACGGCUGAUGUGCCGUCACCUCCCGGGAACUACGACACAUCCAGGACUCCUCCAGCGAACUUCCCAGCACCGCCCGAUCACCAUCCACCUCCAUUCCCUACGCAGACUUCACGACGGCCAUACCCGCAUGUCGACACAAGUGGCAACAAGGACAUUCGCAGAAGCACCUUUGACGACAAUGUUGAAUGGGCUCCUCGUCCUCCACCGGAAGCUGUCCUCGAGCGUAUGGAUGUCUUCUUCCCCGCGCAUGACCUCGAUCGGCCUGUCAUCGAGAUGCCUUCAGGCGGCACGUCUCCUAUCACCACUGAGAACCCCAUCCCGGCGCCGCAACGCAACAAGCACAAGAAAUCUAUUCGAGUGGUGGCUGCGGAGCUCAAGAAACGCGCAUCGCGAAUGGAGACUUCCAUUCCUGCCGCCCUGCGGAAGCGCAACACCAAAUUGUGGGGCAGCAAGGUCGAGGAAGUCACCACGGAAGCCGAAGUGCCACCUAUCCCUUCGGAGGCGUCACCAGGAGGUGUUGUCAGACCGAUCUUCAGGUGGAUUCGUGGUGAACUCAUCGGGAAGGGCACAUACGGCAAGGUGUAUCUCGCACUGAACGCUACGACUGGUGAAAUGAUCGCCGUCAAGCAAGUGGAGAUACCGAGAACCGCCAGCGACAUAAGCGACACGCGGCAGGUCACCGUCGUAGAGGCCCUGAAGCUGGAGAGCGAGACACUGAAAGAUUUAGAUCACCCGAAUAUUGUGCAGUAUCUUGGAUUCGAAGAGACGCCAGCGUUCUUGAGCAUCUUUUUGGAGUACGUUCCUGGUGGAUCUAUCGCCAGCUGCCUACGCAGAUACGGCAAGUUCGAGGAGGAAGUCACGAAGUCAUUUAUGGGUCAAAUCUUGUCUGGCUUGGAAUACCUUCACGGUAAAGGCAUCUUGCAUCGAGAUUUGAAAGCAGACAAUAUUCUGGUAGAGACGAACGGGAUCUGCAAGAUUUCUGAUUUCGGCAUCUCCAAGCGCACAGACGACGUCAACCAGGCGGGAGCUUACACGUCGAUGCAGGGCACGGUGUUUUGGAUGGCUCCUGAAGUUAUUAACUCCCAGAAGGGAGGGUAUAACUCCAAGGUGGAUAUCUGGAGUGUCGGCUGUGUCGUGUACGAGAUGUGGACAGGGCAGCGACCUUGGAAUGGUCAAGAGGCGAUGGCAGUCUUGCUCCACUUGUAUCAAAACCGGGUAGCCCCGCCUCUGCCUGAAAGCAUCACGCUGUCUCCCCUAGCUGAUGACUUCCGUCAGAGCUGCUUUGCUAUGGACCCCAACCUACGGCCGAGUGCAGCUGAACUACGGCAACAUCCAUAUCUCGAACUCCAGCCGGGCUGGGAGUUCCCGGGUUUCCAAUAG
Messenger RNA from Fomitopsis serialis, 1413 nucleotides. Its product is annotated as kinase-like domain-containing protein. Gene Ontology annotation, molecular function: protein kinase activity; ATP binding. The record is from RefSeq and is a predicted model, not a curated record. The coding region runs from base 1 to 1413 and encodes 470 amino acids. The transcript has 6 exons. NCBI's taxonomy places the organism in Eukaryota, Fungi, Basidiomycota, Agaricomycetes, Polyporales, Fomitopsidaceae. Gene Ontology annotation, biological process: protein phosphorylation.